Molecule: messenger RNA, 1320 nt
Organism: Pelobates fuscus (common spadefoot toad)
Lineage: Eukaryota; Metazoa; Chordata; Amphibia; Anura; Pelobatidae
Product: GTPase HRas-like
Exons: 5
Coding region: 214-774 (186 amino acids)
Biological process (GO): Ras protein signal transduction
Cellular component (GO): plasma membrane
Molecular function (GO): GTPase activity; GDP binding; GTP binding
Source: RefSeq, a predicted model, not a curated record
CAUCCACCCAGGGCUGUGGGCACUUCCGGUAUCUCUGGUGUCAGCUCUACAGGGGGAGAGAGGUACUGGCAGGAUGGGAGUUGCUGGUGACCUGUGACCCCUCGGGGGAGACCCAGCUGCGGGGCAGGAAGACUCAGAUUGUGGGAGGGGGGGGAGAUAAAGGUAACAGCCGCAGAGACUUGGGAAAGCAGGUGACCGAUCUGUGCAGGUGAAAUGACUGAAUACAAACUUGUAGUGGUCGGUGCUGGAGGCGUGGGGAAGAGUGCACUGACCAUCCAACUUAUCCAGAACCAUUUUGUGGAUGAAUACGACCCGACCAUUGAGGAUUCCUAUAGAAAGCAGGUGGUGAUUGAUGGUGAGACAUGUCUCCUGGAUAUUUUGGAUACUGCAGGUCAAGAAGAGUACAGUGCCAUGAGGGAUCAGUACAUGCGAACUGGAGAAGGAUUUCUAUGUGUCUUUGCUAUAAAUAAUACAAAGUCCUUUGAGGACGUUCACCAUUACAGGGAGCAGAUUAACAGAGUAAAAGAUUCUGAUGAUGUUCCGAUGGUAUUAGUUGGUAACAAAUGCGACCUUCCUUCAAGGACCGUGGACACCAAACAAGCACAUGAACUAGCAAAAAGCUAUGGGAUCCCAUUCAUAGAAACCUCUGCCAAAACUAGACAGGGAGUUGAAGAUGCUUUCUACACCCUCGUGCGUGAAAUUCGUAAACACAAAGAGAAGAUUAGCAACGGAAAAAAGAAAAAAUCCUCCAAGAGGAAAUGCGUCAUUCUUUAAACAAAGUACCAUGCCCAGGGCGUGCGUCACAUGCGCCUCUUUGCCAACAGAGCCUUCGUAUGAGCUGGAAGCAAGUGAAAUUUGUGGACUUUUGUAAUGCAGUGGAAUGAACGUAAUUGACAUGAAAACCAGUGCUCACCUCAUAUACUCCUAUUUUUUUCUAUAUAAUAUAUUAUUUUAAGCAAAUUCAUACGCCAGACUGUGAGGUGAAAGUACUAUUCAGAGAACUGAAGAUCAAACAAAAAGACUGUCUUAAACAUUUUAUUUUCCAAAGGAAAACUGAAGCAGUGCACCCUCUCUCAUAAUUUCAAACCAAUUUCCCAAGUGAUUCCUCCAUUACUGUGCUCGAAAAGAUGACUAAUGCGGAGGAAGCUCUUGCCACCAUUUUUCUCAAAUUGUGUAAAGAUUGAAAUUCUCAUCAGUAUUUUUUUUUUUUUCCUAAAAGCUCCUGUUUAAGGGUGUGUUGUUGAAUUCAUGGUUGUGCAACUUGUCUGGUAAUGGGGAAACAUACUAGUAAUAAAAAAAAGUUUAAAAAUUCUAUGUGAA